AUGGCCCUUCUCUUUUUCAAGAAGAAGCUGUUUCCAUCUCAGGAAUCAAACCUAUCGAGCAAGCCUCUUCUAGCUCGCAUCGACGACGACGAUACUAUCCGCGGCGACUUGGAACCCGACCUUGAGUCCCAGACCGGUCAAUCCUACAAUACCUUCAGACGCUGCAACAGCAAUGACGGAUCGACGGUCGGAAGCAUCAGUAGCGGCAACAGCACACGAGCACGCAUCAACCCGCGGAUCAUCUCAGAUGCCAUUCUCGGGUUAUCAGAUGGAUUGACAGUCCCCUUUGCCCUGAGCGCGGGUCUCUCCGCUCUAGGAAACACCAAGGUGGUCGUGCUGGGUGGGUUGGCUGAAUUGGCAGCCGGUGCCAUCUCCAUGGGUCUGGGUGGAUACGUCGGAGCAAAGAGUGAAGCUGAAUCAUACGAAGCCACAGUCCGUGAAACACAAGCAUUGAUAGACAGCGACUCGCAAGAAACACAAGAUAUGGUGCGUGAGACAUUCGCGCCUUAUGGACUCUCCAGCACCGCCAUCGAGGAUAUUACCCGCGACCUGCACGCCUCGCAUGAGCGAUUGUUGGAGUUCCUGUUGACCUUCCAUCACCGCGAGUCUGCGCCCGACUGUAACCAGGCUUGGAUCUCAGCUGUGACACUUGCCAUGGGUUACUUCGUCGGUGGCUUCAUCCCGCUCAUUCCCUACUUCUUUGUAUCUCAGGUCAUCACCGCCCUGUACUGGAGUAUCGGCGUGAUGGGAGUCACCUUGUUCGCAUUUGGUUAUAUUAAAACCUGCAUUGUGCGUGGGUGGCAUGGUCGGGAUAACAUCACUGCCGGUAUAUGGGGUGGUGUACAAAUGUGCUUCGUGGGAGGUAUUGCUGCCGGUGCUGCGAUUGGCCUCGUCCACCUGAUUGACACCGGCGGUGCCAAGUAG
This is a messenger RNA of Penicillium maclennaniae, 924 nucleotides long. RefSeq names its product VIT1/CCC1 transporter family protein. Gene Ontology annotation, biological process: intracellular manganese ion homeostasis. Lineage: Eukaryota; Fungi; Ascomycota; Eurotiomycetes; Eurotiales; Aspergillaceae. The record is from RefSeq and is a predicted model, not a curated record. Bases 1 to 924 code for a protein of 307 amino acids. Gene Ontology annotation, molecular function: manganese ion transmembrane transporter activity; iron ion transmembrane transporter activity. Gene Ontology annotation, cellular component: fungal-type vacuole membrane. The transcript is spliced from 3 exons.